This is a messenger RNA of Colletotrichum truncatum, 2367 nucleotides long. RefSeq names its product fungal specific transcription factor domain-containing protein. Gene Ontology annotation, molecular function: DNA binding; zinc ion binding. NCBI's taxonomy places the organism in Eukaryota, Fungi, Ascomycota, Sordariomycetes, Glomerellales, Glomerellaceae. The record is from RefSeq and is a predicted model, not a curated record. Gene Ontology annotation, biological process: DNA-templated transcription.
AUGAAUCCGGAGUCUCGUGCCUCGCCUAGACAGUCGCCGUUGGGUGGUAGGAUAGGUGGGAUCCGCGAUGCCGCAAAAACUCUUUCGGCUUGCUUGACAUGCAGGCGAAAAAAGGUGAAGUGCUCUGGUGACAAGCCCUGCACAUACUGUAGCAAGCGCAAUCUUGAUUGCAAAUUCCCAGAGUCGGGAAAGAAGCGAGUGUAUUCAGUCACGAGAAUCCAAGAUCUUCAGGAGAGACUGGCUCGGUAUGAGAGUCAGGGUUUGGAUUUUGCCGUUCCAGAUUCAACAGACCGCGAAACAAUUAUUGUGGCUGAUGGAUCUCCCAAGCACCAGGGCCGCCCUCCGACAGGUGGCACGGCACAGACGCCCACGGAUAAUGCAACGCAAGUUAACGCCGCCUCAACCCUCCUGGGGUUGGCAUUAGACCAACUUCAAUCUCCCCUUUCAACAAAUACUACAUCAAGAGAGCGUGCAAGUAUCAUUACCGAAUCUUCUCCCGGUUCAACAAUCCCGGCUGAUUCAUCAUUGAGCUCUAGCCAUAACUUUGGUUCCAGGCUGCAGAACCUACUGCAGCACCCUCGUCUAAGCGGUCAAGGAAAUGAUCAGCCUCAGCAUCCUCUACUAUCGCAGCCAGCUGCCGCAAAGUCUAAAGAUAAAGAGCUAACCCUACCCUCGGAGGAAGAGGGCCGUAAACUAUUCGAGAGCAUGUCCUUCUUUAUUGGGUACACGCAGCACCAUAUAGACACGCGAGAGUUCUCUGACAGGCUUGCUUUCUUCUACGCCAACAUAGAUGACCCGUCGCAAACUCAAACUCCAUGGUAUUUGGAGAUGCUACUCGUUUUCGCCGUAGGAAAACUCUUCUCCGGCUCAUUUGACAGCGAUGAGAGAACAGAGCUUCCAGGCUGGAGCAUAUUCACGUAUGUUCAAACAAGGCUCCCAAGCCUAAGCGAGCUUUAUAGUCUGGGGAAGCUGGGCAUCGAGAUACACGCUUUGGCAGCGGUGUAUUUACAGAAUGCUAACCGGAAAGAGGAGGCGUACUUAUAUAUUAGCUCGGCACUUCGCUUGGCAACAACACACGGAUAUCACCGCAAGUUGGGAACGAAACAUUUGUUACAGUCAGAGAAGGUACAUUUGAAUCGUCUUUGGUGGACAGUUUAUAUGCAAGAAAGACGGCUCGCAGCCGCAACUGGAAAUCCCUCCGGCAUACUUGACGACGUGAUUGAAAUUGAUAUGCCGAUUGACUCUCCAGGGUUUCCCCCGGCCCUACCUCUACGAACUAAUAUUAAAAUUGCAAGGGUUACUGGAAGGAUUCUCUCGACAAUCUACGGUCCUGGAAAUCACCCCGAGGAAACAUUUGUGCCGAAUGUUCAAGAUAUUGUUCAGUCUCUUUACUGGAUUGCGAAGGAAAUUCCGGGAGACUUUUCAAGCAGGCUAUUUGACCUGCCAUCUAUGGAAGGAGAUGUCUCGCUGAGGACGUCGGCAUAUCUGCACAUGAUGCUAUAUCAAGCAAUUCUCCUGACUAUACGGCCUGUGAUGCUGCAUGUUUCAAAACUCAUCUUUGAUGACGAGAGCAGCGCCAAGUUGAGCAUGCGAACUUCGCCACUAGGCAGGUUAAGUCGUACUUGCUCAGAGGCAGCAAGGAGGCUCCUGGAAGUACUGCUAUCACUUCGGAAAGGAAACAUGUUAACGAUAUUUGGAUUUUUUGACCUCGAUGCAAUCUUCUCGGCCGCAUUUAUUAUGAUAUUGACGCUAGUGAUUGACUCUACACGUAACGAAAACGAAAGACUUGCACCAUGCCCGGGAUUGUCCGAAGCACUAGAAACACUCGAUUACCUCGUCGACCGAGGAAACGAAUUUGCUCUUCAAAGAGCCCAGGAAGUUCGUCGUAUGAGAGAUCAUUUAUCAGCCUGGUUAAACAUUCCCAAGAACAGCCCUAGCGAUGUACGGUCUAGUCAUGCAACCACCACCAGUGCAGAUCGUGAGAGCCAAGGAAAGUCAAACAAUAAUACAUCAAAUAGCGAGAAUCUCGAAAAGGAUGCCGAAAUGCAGCCAUUUACCUUCCCAGCAUCGACGCCAAGAAACAUUGGCGAAAACAGUCUCUUGACUCCGUCUGGUCGGACAAGUCAAUUGGGAUCCAGAAGCCUCUUGGACUCAAGCUUAUGGAACGAUAUCUCAUAUCUAUGGCUGCAGCCCUCAAGUGCCGACGACAACCAGCCUUUUGUGCAGACGAACGGAAUGGCAGACUUACUACCAGAUGAUGCGUACAAUUGUUAUUCCAUCUAUCACAACCAAAACCUCACUCUCACUGGUCAAGACCUGGGAGAUUUUGAAGAGCUGGAGAGACACAUUUAUGGGUUCGGUAGUUGA